AUGAAUGAGUGCCACUACGAUAAGCAUAUGGACUUUUUUUAUAACAGGAGCAACACAGUUACUGCGGAUGAAUGGACAGGAACGAAGCUCAUUAUUGUCUUGUGCUUUGGAGCAUUUUUUUGCUUGUUUAUCUUUUUUUCCAAUUCUCUGGUCAUCGCAGCAGUGAUCAAAAACAGAAAGUUUCACUUCCCCUUCUACUACCUGUUGGCUAACCUUGCUGCUGCAGAUUUCUUUGCUGGAAUUGCCUAUGUAUUCCUGAUGUUUAACACUGGCCCAGUCUCAAAAACUCUGACCGUCAGCCGCUGGUUACUCCGCCAGGGACUUCUGGACACUAGCUUGACUGCUUCCCUGACCAAUCUACUGGUCAUUGCCGUGGAACGUCACAUGUCCAUCAUGCGAAUGCGGAUCCACAGCAACUUGACCAAGAAGAGGGUGACACUGCUUAUCCUGUCCAUCUGGGCUAUUGCCAUCUUUAUGGGGGCCGUCCCCACUCUAGGCUGGAAUUGCCUUUGUGAUAUCUCAACCUGCUCCUCCCUUGCCCCCAUUUACAGCAGGAGUUACCUCAUUUUCUGGACCGUGUCCAACCUUGUGGCUUUUUUCAUCAUGGUUGCAGUGUAUCUGAGGAUCUACAUGUAUGUCAAGAGGAAAACCAAUGUCUUGUCUCCACACAUGAGUGGGUCCAUUAAUCGCAGAAAGGCACCCAUGAAGCUAAUGAAAACAGUGAUGACUGUUCUAGGGGCCUUCGUGGUGUGCUGGACCCCAGGGCUGGUGGUACUGCUCCUCGAUGGCCUGAACUGCACUCAAUGCGGCGUGCAGCAUGUGAAAAGGUGGUUCCUGCUGCUGGCACUGCUUAACUCUGCCAUGAACCCCAUCAUCUAUUCCUACAAGGAUGAGGACAUGUACAGCACCAUGAAGAAGAUGAUUUGCUGUUUCUCUCAGGAGACCAAUCCGGAGAGGCGCCCCUCCCGUCUGCCCUCCACGAUCCUCAGCAGGAGUGACACAGGCAGCCAAUAUUUAGAGGAUAGCAUCACCCGAGGCACGAGCUGCGACCAGAGCAAGGGAAGUUCCUGA
Suncus etruscus (white-toothed pygmy shrew) is the source of this 1071-nucleotide messenger RNA. RefSeq names its product lysophosphatidic acid receptor 3 (gene LPAR3). NCBI's taxonomy places the organism in Eukaryota, Metazoa, Chordata, Mammalia, Eulipotyphla, Soricidae. The transcript is spliced from 2 exons. The coding region runs from base 1 to 1071 and encodes 356 amino acids. The record is from RefSeq and is a predicted model, not a curated record. Gene Ontology annotation, biological process: G protein-coupled receptor signaling pathway. Gene Ontology annotation, cellular component: membrane. Gene Ontology annotation, molecular function: lysophosphatidic acid receptor activity.